UCUGCGUGCUCCUUGGCGCAGAUGAGGAUGGAGAAAAGGUCUCGGAGCUCUUCCAGGGAGUCUCACAGAAGGCGCAGAGAGUCCCCAGCUGCGCAGAGCAAACGACAGAAGAGAGAGAGCAGCAGAGAAGCUGCCAAAGGAAAGGGAGAUGUAAAGCAGGAGAAAGCCAAGGAGACCAAGAGCACCUUGGGGAGCGAUGGUAGGGUGCACACCUCCACGGUGGUGGACGUGGAUGAUGUGAUGUCUGAUGAAGAAAUGGAUGCAAUGGCAUUGCUGGAUAGUGAGCAGCAAGAGGAAGGUGUAAAGUCUCCUGGUCUGGGUGUCUGUGAGUGGCUUUUGACCAUCUUGUCUUUCCUGUUCAUCAUAAUGACCUUUCCUAUUUCCAUCUGGUUCUGCAUGAAGGUAGUGCGGGAGUAUGAGAGAGCCAUUGUUUUCCGACUGGGGCAUCUCCUUCCUGGCAGAGCCAAAGGACCUGGCCUUUUCUUUUUCCUUCCCUGUUUGGACACCUAUCACAAGAUAGACCUCCGCCUCAAAACCCUGGAGAUCCCUUUCCAUCAGGUGGUGACCAAAGACAUGGUUACUUUGGAGAUAGAUGCUGUCUGCUACUACCGGUUGGAAAAUGCUUCUCUUCUCCUCACCAACCUGACCAGCAUCUCCAGUGCCAUCCAGCUGCUGGUGCAGACCACCACAAAGCGCCUCCUGGCACAUCAAGCCUUCUCUGAGCUUCUGCUGGAGAGGAAGAACAUCAGCCAGGAGAUAAAGGUGGCUUUGGAUGCGGUCACAGGCUGCUGGGGGAUCAAAAUUGAGAGAAUAGAAAUCAACAACGUGCAGCUGCCUGCUGAGCUCCGGCAGUCCCUGGCUGUGGAGGCAGAGGCCCAGAGGCAGGCCAAAGUGCGGGUGAUCGCUGCAGAGGGGGAAAAGGCUGCUUCUGAGUCCCUGAGGAUGGCAGCUGAGAUCCUGUCCAGCGCUCCAGCUGCUGCUCAGCUCCGUUAUCUCCAUGCUCUGCACUCCCUUACCACAGAGAAGCCUGCUGCUUUCAUCUUGCCUUUGCCUCUGGAUGCCAUGAACCUCAUCUCUCCAGCUACCCACAGCUCUCCAGCUGUGAGCAGCCUCCUCACAGGCACCACAAAGCUCCCAGAAAACCCAAAAGACAAGAAGGACUCACCCAUGCUCUGAGAGAAAUGCUUCCCACAUUGCUCCUGCUCAGAAAGGAGCAAGAAGGCUGGCCCAGCAUCAGGUUCUGACCUGGAGGCAGGAGGGAAAACAGCCCAGGCCUGCAAUAUAAAGUGGAUUGUACACAGAAAAAGCCUUUAUUGUUUUGGAAAGGAAAAAUGUGGAGUGCAAGGAGCAGGCCUGGCAAGUGUGUGAGUAGGGGGCUGACAGAAGUGGGGUGUCAUCCCUUCUCCACAGAGCCAGACACAUCCUUGACACAUUAUAGCUUGGCUUCUGGAGUCUGAUCCAUCUUGCCCCAUCACCUUGGAAGGAAGGUCAGAUCCUCCCCAUGCCCCCCAUCCACAAACCAAACAGCCAGGCAGGUGGGAGUGGGAGCACAGCAAGCCAUGGGUGAACAGCACACAGGCAGAAUGGUGAGUGCUGCCAUCCUGGUGGUCCUGUAAGGAGGGAAAGAGCCGGGUCCUUGUGGUGUCCUGGAUAUGGGAUUUCAGUAACCACCUACAUACAUCCCCACAACCAAGGCGUUUAGCCCAGUUCUGAAGUGGAAAGAAAAGGAAGAGGAGGAUAGGACAGCCUUUAAAGCUUGGUGCUUCCCUGCCAGCAACAUCUGCUGUGCAGAGGAAAGGCUGUGCUGCUGCUCACUUCCACAGGGUGGUGAGGCAGGACAAUGUCUGAGCUCCUAGGCACUUAAAAACAUUAAGGUGACCCGUUUAACCAAGGCCCACUGGCCUGACGAGGGUAAGCAGGCAGCAUGGGCUGAGAGCGUCAGGAACAGUAACACUUUUGCCUGCCUGCAACUGCCUAGGUGAUUUUCACACACUAAAAGAGAGAGUUAUUAAAAAUCCUAGAAGCCACAAAACUCCUAUGUAUCUUCCCUGCCUACAGCUGUUUGAAAUGGCCAGGAACCUACAGGUAUUGCAGUCCUUUCCCUUGGCAUAAAUCUGGAGUACUGUCAAAGGAAAUAUCCCUGCACUCAGAUUUUCUGAUCCUGGUGCCCUUUGUGUGGAAGUCAGCUCUGCUCCUGCCCUUUUACUUGACCUACAGCAUCUCCCCUUGCUUCAAAGCAGAUCUCCCUGCACAGCCAUUCCCAGAGCCACUGUUCUGCUGUUGGUGUCCUGUACAGGUCAAGAUAGGGGGCACUUUGUUGCCUUUCUCUUAAUUGCACCCACAUUGCUGGCCAUAAUGCCAGGGGAUGCCCAGCCAGUCGCUCAUUCUUGGGUUUUCUUUUAUUCACAACUCUUUGCCUGCUGGUUACUCUGGCUGCUCCCAUGAUACUCAAUCUACAAGUAUUUGCCAGCAUUUUUACAGCAAGGACACCUGACCAAUUAGCCCUCUUACAAGUGACUGGGAAGUGGGAAAAAUCCACCUCUGAACUUGGCAGUGACCACACAAGCACCUGACCUCCUGCUUACAUAAUUUGCCACUGUAACCCUCCGAGGGGAAGGGGCAGCAGGAUCACUGUGGCUCCUGGUGUGUCUGUGAUAGAUCUCAGGAGUGACCUGCUCAUGGAAAAUUAGCUCUGGGAAAUGGAACAGCUCUGUCAUCUUCCACUGAGGAGCAUGAACUGUGUAGCUACCCCUCUAAAGCUGUUUCUGGUUCUGCUGGAAUAGGCCCUUCUUUCCCAACUUCUAGGGCAUAUGGACAAAAGGGCAUAAUGCUACAGAGAGAGCUGCAGCUGAUCCUUUCUCUGAACACUUCUUUGGCUGCAUUUCUAACUGUGUAAAAUGAUCCAACCCCACCAAGAUUCUUGGCACAUGAAGGACCAACAGCUUUACAGAUAAAGUCUCAAAGGAACGGCAAUUAGCCCAAGAGCUGACUGUCAGGAGUCACAGAGCACUACACCAGGGCACACCCAUUACCCUGUUUGCACUUGUAUCUGCAGAAGCCAGGCAUAGGUUUUUCAAACAUGUCACUUUCUAACAGAAAGGCAAAUUAUAGCUAAGAGCAUCCUCAGUUCCAAAAAGCAUGCCUUGUUCCAGCAGAAUCUUCUCUCUUUUACAUAUACAGAGCCAGCAGAAACUUGUCAUUUUACCAUCAGGAGAUACUAUGCUCAAAAAACUUGCUGAAGUAAAACAUAGUUUAAAAAUGUACUUGAGGAUUAGUGACAGAAGAAGUUUCCAAGAAUUUACUCUGAGGGAGUGGGCAGGUGUUGUCUGAACUGAUGUGAUUCCUGACAGUUUCACUACCUGCUCUUCCAAGCUGAGAAGGGGUCAUAUUGCAGAGUCAUCCUGAUUCUUGCACAUUUUCCUCUUAAUCAGUCAGACAGCUGGUAGCUGGAUCAUCUGAAGCUCAGAGGAUGAAGAGGGUGCACAUUAUCAAAUACAUAACCAGGCCAUGCUGGCACUGAGGUGAAAAAACCUCUUGAUAUGAGAGGGAAGAGGUGCAAACAAUUUGCUUACAUGCUCCAACGGGGAUAAGGCAGAAGGAAAUAAAGCAGCAAGAAAAGAUGGAUGAGUGCAAACAGGAGGGGCAAAGGCAAGAGAGAUGAGUUGCAUAGACAAUUGAGGUAGCAAUAGUUUUACAAGGAUGACAAAGUGUACAGAUAUUAGAACUGUGGGAGGAGGCAGAGGACACCUGUGGAAGUGGAAGAGGCAGGAAGAAGAGCAGCAUAAAUGCUGAAAUGGCAGACAGGUCAGGGUGGUAGGUAAGGACUAACAGCAGUGAGUCAGGGUGAAAGCUACUGGAAAUGGGCACCAAGACACUACUCAGCCAUUGCUGUUCUUCAGAGUUUGCUUUUUCUGGAUCCCUUGGGCUGGCCAGAGGUAGAAGCUUUGUGACUUGAGCAGGCCACAACUUCUGAGAUAUUUUCUUGGAAAUUUUUCCGAAAUAAAAACCAGCAAGCCAAAGCCAUUAAAAAUGCCAGUUAAAAUGUG
Oenanthe melanoleuca is the source of this 4046-nucleotide messenger RNA. RefSeq names its product NPHS2 stomatin family member, podocin (gene NPHS2). The record is from RefSeq and is a predicted model, not a curated record. The transcript has 8 exons. NCBI's taxonomy places the organism in Eukaryota, Metazoa, Chordata, Aves, Passeriformes, Muscicapidae. Bases 22 to 1176 code for a protein of 384 amino acids. Gene Ontology annotation, cellular component: plasma membrane.